AUGGACCACUCGCACCAUCACCCUGGGAUGAGCACCACCAGUGCCCCGGCUGCCCCUCACCACCCGCCGGCCACCACGGGGCCCCACUCCAACGGGGGCAGCGCACACAUGAUGCCCAUGACCUUCUACUUCGGCUACAGGAAUGUGGAGCUGCUGUUCUCGGGGCUGCUGAUCGACUCGGCUGGGGCAAUGGCCGUGGCUGUCGUGGCCGUGUUUCUGCUGGCUCUGGGCUACGAGGGACUCAAGAGAGUCCGCGAGGUGCUCCAGCGCAAGGCCCAGGAGGACCUCCGUGCCAAGUGCUCCCCUUUCCCCAGACCUGACGGAACCCGCCCCAAGGAGACGCCCCGGCUGCAGCUGCUGAGCGCGACUCACCUCCUGCAGACGACGCUGCAUGUGCUCCAGGUGGGCCUGAGCUACCUGCUGAUGCUGACCGCUAUGACCUACAACGCCUACCUCGGCCUGGCGGUGGUGGCGGGGGCCGGCACUGGCUACUGGCUCUUUGGCGGGAGGAAGGCAGAGGACGUGGAGUCCCAGACCCAUGACAUGAACAAGGUCGAACUCCAUGAGAUUGGCAGCGGAAACUCUCCUGGCCUGCAGGAAUGA
Molecule: messenger RNA, 603 nt
Organism: Sorex fumeus (smoky shrew)
Lineage: Eukaryota; Metazoa; Chordata; Mammalia; Eulipotyphla; Soricidae
Product: high affinity copper uptake protein 1-like
Exons: 2
Coding region: 1-603 (200 amino acids)
Biological process (GO): copper ion transmembrane transport
Cellular component (GO): membrane
Molecular function (GO): copper ion transmembrane transporter activity
Source: RefSeq, a predicted model, not a curated record